Messenger RNA from Mytilus trossulus (common blue mussel), 1547 nucleotides. RefSeq lists its product as uncharacterized. Lineage: Eukaryota; Metazoa; Mollusca; Bivalvia; Mytilida; Mytilidae. Bases 1 to 1290 code for a protein of 429 amino acids. The transcript has 4 exons. The record is from RefSeq and is a predicted model, not a curated record.
AUGACAUCAAUUCGGGAUAUAGAGUUCAUGCGCCUGUUUUUCUUGUCACAAGAUAUAUCUCCAACCGUUAUCAGAAAAGUACUUAAACUUGAACUUUUAUCCAACUACAAUGAAAAUAUAGAGCAGUAUCUCAACAGUAAUGAUAAUAAACAUAUGUUUUAUCAUAGGUGGAAAAGAAAUGAACAAUGCUGUUUAUGUCCACCAACAGGAUGUAUCAAAUUAAAACGCAUCGAACAUCAGGUGUUUUACAAGUUAUACCAUGUCGACAGAAAAAAACAAAGUCAUUGUCCCCAAAAGGAAAAUAGUGCUGACCGUAUAACGCAAUUUUGUAUUCAUACGAUUACUGCAAAGAAUGGCAUAACACUUGAUGACUUCGAUUUAUAUAUGCUCAUAUGUCUACUUGAACCCUGCAUGUCUUCUUUAUUUCCCCAAACGAAAACACAUUUGGAAGUGAUAAGAAAGAUCAGGAAUGAUGUUUGCCAUAUAAAACCAACCGAUUGGAACGAAAAUGAAAUCAGUAAUAAGUGGUCUGAUCUUAAAACGGCUGUAGUAAAUCUUGAUACGUCACACGAUACUAUUGAUGCAAUACAGAAAUUAGAGAUGAAUCAAUUUGUUUUUAACGACAGUGAAGUUGACAGAUGGCUGACACAAAAUGAAAACAUUUACAGAGAUGAAAACGAUGCGAGUUCAGACGGCACGUGUACUAAUUUAUCAAGACUAAAAUGGUUUGCACACUUUUGCAGAACUAGUGCAAGGGAACAGUUUCAGUUAGAGAUAGCAACGUCUUGUGCGGACCUGGAGCAAACAGCUACAAGCAGUGUGUUCUGUAGAAUAGAAGUUCAAAAUUCAACUUAUUCCAGCUUGCAUACACCAACUUGCACAAUAGAAAAAGGUUUUAUUUCUAAACCUCCACAACUAUCGUUGAGUUUUCAGGAAAAAUGUUUUUUGCUUGCGCAUAACAGUCAUCUUUCUGGUACAAGAGGAGUAGUGUCUUGGGAAAUUGAAAACAAAGACUUUCGUGCUGCAAUCAUGUGGUCAAUUCCUUAUUCGUAUAAAUCAGGCAAAAGAAACAAAUUAUCUAUUGGUUUUAUAGACCAGCAUGAGACAAAUUUAUUUGUCCUGAAUCAACAAACCACGACGGAUGAAAUACAAAUUCGGCAGGCAAUAUACGACAGAGAGUGCAACUCGAUUCAAUGCAAAAGGGAAAAUUUGGAAAUCGUUGGCAUAAUGACAAAUGGGUAUAAAGCAGUCGUUUCUAUUAAAAUCAAAGAAAAAAGGACAAUUAUUUAAACUCUUUGUCUUGCAUCUGUUAUCGUUGAUUGCAUACAAGACUUAAAAAUAUUUAAACAUUGACCAUAAGUGUCGUUGGAGGACCAAAACGUACGAUAUAGAGGUGAAAUUUUUCGCACCCUUAUUUUACGUAGCAGUUAUUUAUCAUAAUUGAUUUUAAAAAAAGUAACGUCAAAUUCAAUGAACGUAUGACACCGCAGGUGAUGUCUAAAAAUAUUUAAUCUGAAACUGUCUUUAAAUGUAAAAUGCAAAAUAAG